Messenger RNA from Lentinula edodes (shiitake mushroom), 1056 nucleotides. RefSeq lists its product as uncharacterized. The record is from RefSeq and is a predicted model, not a curated record. Lineage: Eukaryota; Fungi; Basidiomycota; Agaricomycetes; Agaricales; Omphalotaceae. The annotation marks the transcript as partial. The transcript has 3 exons.
CCAUCGCCAAACUCGAUUCAAGUUCCUCCAACUCCUUCCAGUUUCAUUCAUCUCGAUCCAACUCGAUCCACUUUCAUCCAUCUCGGUUCAACUUCAUUCAAGUCCAUACAAGUCCAUCCCACUCCUUCCGGUUUCAUUCAUCUCAAUCCCACUCACUCCAACUCCAUCUAUUCUGUUCCAUCCAACUCUAUCCAUCUCGUUCCUCCAACUCCUUCCAGUUUCAUUCAUCUCGAUCCAACUCCAUCCACUUUCAUCCAUCUCAGUUCAACUUCAUUCAAGUCCAUACAAGUCCAUCCCACUCCUUCCGGUUUCAUUCAUCUCAAUCCCACUCACUCCGACUCCAUCUAUUCUGUUCCAUCCAACUCUAUCCAUCUCGGUUCAACUUCAUUUAACCAUCGCCAAACUCGAUUCAAGUUCCUCCAACUCCUUCCAGUUUCAUUCAUCUCGAUCCAACUCGAUCCACUUUCAUCCAUCUCGGUUCAACUUCAUUCAAGUCCAUACAAGUCCAUCCCACUCCUUCCGUUCCUCCAACUCCUUCCAGUUUCAUUCAUCACGAUCCAACUCCAUCCACUUUCAUCCAUCUCGGUUCAACUUCAUUCAAGUCCAUACAAGUCCAUCCCACUCCUUCCGGUUUCAUUCAUCUCAAUCCCACUCACUCCAACUCCAUCUAUUCUGUUCCAUCCAACUCUAUCCAUCUCGGUUCAACUUCAUUUAACCAUCGCCAAACUCGAUUCAAGUUCCUCCAACUCCUUCCAGUUUCAUUCAUCUCGAUCCAACUCCAUCCACUUUCAUCCAUCUCGGUUCAACUUCAUUCAAGUCCAUACAAGUCCAUCCCACUCCUUCCAGUUUCAUUCAUCUCGAUCCAACUCAGUUCAAGUCCAUCCAACUCCAUCCACUUUCAUCCAUCUCGGUUCAACUUCAUUCAACUCCAUACAAGUCCAUUCCACUCCUUCCGGUUUCAUUCAUCUCGAUCCCACUCAGUUCGACUCCAUCUAUUCUGUCCCAUCCAACUCCAUCCAUCUCGGUUCAACUUCAUUCAACCAUCGCCAAACUUGA